UAUGUGUGAUCACAGAAAAAGACAACUCACAUAUGAUGAUUUAGAUAACUCAAAUAUGAUACCUAGAGCACCUCUAAUUAAGUAUUUAUAUAUUUCUAUAAUUAAGACCAUUAAAAGAUUCUUCCAUCUUAAUACCUGAACUAUAAUUAACUUAUGAAAGUCCAAAUCACUUUAAAUAGAUUCCAUUAACAAUUAUAUCUGAAGAUGAAAGACUAGAAGGGUUUUAAUUACCAUUAGUGGGUAAACACAUCAAAAAGAGAUAAAGAUUUUAAAGUGAAAAUGUUCGUCACACAGUCAUAAACAUGAUGGAAAGACAAUUAUUAAGUAGAAAAUCUUCAAAAAUACAAAUAGAAAGCAAUAUAUUUUGA
Molecule: messenger RNA, 368 nt
Organism: Paramecium pentaurelia
Lineage: Eukaryota; Ciliophora; Oligohymenophorea; Peniculida; Parameciidae
Source: the annotation of a GenBank genome assembly